Messenger RNA from Bolinopsis microptera, 1515 nucleotides. RefSeq names its product 40-kDa huntingtin-associated protein-like. The record is from RefSeq and is a predicted model, not a curated record. The transcript is spliced from 9 exons. Gene Ontology annotation, biological process: vesicle cytoskeletal trafficking. NCBI's taxonomy places the organism in Eukaryota, Metazoa, Ctenophora, Tentaculata, Lobata, Bolinopsidae. Gene Ontology annotation, molecular function: protein binding. The coding region runs from base 33 to 971 and encodes 312 amino acids. Gene Ontology annotation, cellular component: early endosome.
CAACACUACAAAUCUAUUACAUUUAUUGAGCAAUGAGCGAUCCGGUAGUAGAGAGAUAUUUUUCCACCUGCAGGUCCCUCAAGAAGAGGUUCCUGAGGAAACCAAAUAUCACCGAGGCUAGAGACAACUUCUACUCAUUUGGCAAGCAGCUGAUAGUAUCAGGAAACAAAGAGUACGCAGUGAGCUGCUAUAUGUCCGCGUCACAGUGCGAGGAGCAGUUAGGGAACACUGUGGGUGAAACUAAUGCUCUUACUAAAGCUGCUGCUCUCUUUCUCGAGUUGGAGAAGGACAAGCAGAAGUUGUGUAUCUCAAGUAACGAGCACUACCUUGCAGCAGGUAUAGACUGCUACAACAUGGCUGUAAACAAGCUGGUAGCUACUAAUAAACACGACCUCGCUCUUAAACUCUGUGUAGAGUUAGGCUGCCUGCUAGUAGACGUAGGACACAUCCCAGAUGCUGAACCACAUUUCAUCAAGGCUUCCUCUCUCAUCAACCCUGGCAACAUUACUUUGCAGAUAGUGGUAUUAAAGAAGUUGUGUUAUUGCAAGACUUACUGUAAGAACUACAUGGGAGCAUUAGAGACGCUGGAUAGACUGGUAUAUCUGAUAAACGUGUCAACUUCUAUGAUCGAAGAGAAGAUCACGUCCCACCUACAGGAUACCCUGGAGUUCUGUGAGCUAACCACCCUCCUCCUACUUCUCAUCGUCAACACUCCCUUCCUUCAUCUCUCUCAGCUCCACAAAGAUCUGAUAGAUAAGUACAGCACAGUUCCGUUAGAUGUUCUCACUUCUGAAGCUGAGGUAGACCGGUUUAUCAACCUGGUGGAGAUCGCCAUGGCAACCAAACACAGGGACUACAGGACGCUAACCACUCUACACAACAAGCUCUAUUCCACCCUGGACUCUCAACAGAACGAGCUGUUUAGAGAACUCAUCUCCAGAGUCGAGGACAUCCACCUCGUCCUACUUUGAGGUUACGUGAGGUUAUGAGGAUAAGCUCAUACAUGAAGAUUGAGGUUAAUUGUCAUUGUACGAAAUGUCUUUAGUUGUAUGUACCAUGUCUGUUAUGUGUGCAGGUUGAGGUUGAGGUUGAGUAGUAGUACAGUAGUAGUAGUGACGAUAUUAUGAGGAUUAUGUUCCAUAACUUCUCUGUUCUUUUAUGACAUUAUGUAUUGUUCAGGCGACAGUUUGAUUUGUAAUGUCGUGUUCUUGUGUUGUCGUGUUCUUGUGUUGUCGUGAUGUCGUAUUGUCGUGGUGUUGUAUUGGUUUUUAGUGUCGUCUUAGGUAGAGAUUUUAAUUUGCCCCAUUGCCAGGACUUUAUCGCAAUAUGCGCCUCUUUGUUCUAACUAAAUCAGAUUUCCUUUUCUAUUGAUGAGUAAUAUAAGAGUUAUGUAAUGAUAACAAUUUAAAAUCAGUUUGUUGUAAAAUUCUAUUAGUAUUGGUUAAUUUUGUUGUAUAUUAUUGCUGUAAAUUCAGUUUUUGAUUUAAAUUUUGAAUAUUAUCUUACUGUUAGUAA